This is a messenger RNA of Alternaria atra, 327 nucleotides long. RefSeq lists its product as uncharacterized. The record is from RefSeq and is a predicted model, not a curated record. The transcript is spliced from 2 exons. Lineage: Eukaryota; Fungi; Ascomycota; Dothideomycetes; Pleosporales; Pleosporaceae. Gene Ontology annotation, biological process: mRNA splicing, via spliceosome. Gene Ontology annotation, cellular component: catalytic step 2 spliceosome; U2 snRNP; precatalytic spliceosome. The coding region runs from base 1 to 327 and encodes 108 amino acids.
AUGUCUCGCCAUCAUCCCGAUCUCGUAAUGUGCCGCAAGCAAUCCGGCAUCUCCAUCGGCCGUCUCUGCGAUAAGUGCGACGGCAAAUGCCCCGUAUGCGACUCCUACGUGCGCCCAACCACCCUCGCCCGCAUCUGCGACGAAUGCUCCUUCGGCAACUACCAGAACAAGUGCGUCGUCUGUGGCGGUGAGGGCAUCUCCGACGCCUUCUACUGCUUCGAGUGUACACGCCUAGAGAAGGACCGGGACGGAUGUCCCAAGAUUAUAAAUCUGGGUAGUAGUAGGACAGAUCUGUUCUACCAGAAAAAGAAUUUUAGGAAUCAUUGA